AUGAAACCAAAUCAGGAUCUUUUAGGCAAGACUGCCUUUGUAACAGGUGGUUCCGGUGGAUUGGGAAAAGCGAUUUCCAACAUACUCGCUGCGCGUGGUGCCCAUGUCACAAUAUUCGCGCGGCGGCCAGGGCCUCUGGAAGAUGCGAAGAAUGAGAUAGUCGGGAAUUGUAUGGAUGCGAGUCGGCAGGAGAUCAAUGCCGUCGCCGUGAAUAUGGCGGAUGCCUCUGCGGUUUCGGAAGCAUUCAGGUCCCAACCCCGAAUAGCGGAUUUCCUGUAUUGUUCCGCCGGGGGCAACCAUGCGGAGAACGGGUUUUUCAUCGAUCUCCAAGCCACGCAGCUCGAUUCUUGCAUGAAGAAUAAUUAUUAUUCCACUGCUUAUGCUGCUAAGGCCAUGUUGGAUAUCUGGGUUGAGAACGAUAAGAAAUCUGCUGGCAGCGAUUUCUCAAACAACACCACGGAACACACGACCAGGAAGAUUGUUUUUGUCAACAGUGCGGCGGCCUUCUUGGGGUUACCGGGGAGCGUUGCUUAUACGCCUGCCAAAAGCGCUGUCCGAGCCCUAGCAGACACCCUUCGCUUCGAAGUCCUCCGCCACAACUCCUCGCAUACCACGUACACAAUCCACAUCGCAUUCCCGGCCGACUUCAUCUCCCCUGGGUUCGUCCUCGAACAGGACACCAAGCCCAACCUCACAAAGCAGAUCCAGGGAACCAAUGUCGCCACUUUUGCGGAGCUGGAGAAGAAAUUUCCUUCCUCGGAGGAAGUCGCGCGGGGGGUAGUUGCGCGAGUAGAUAAAGGGGAUUUUAUUAUCUGUGAGGAUUCGUUGCCCGGGUAUCUUUUGUUUACGAAUAUGAUCGGGCUGAGUCCCAAGAGGGGGCUUGGGAUCGUCGAUUCGUUGCUGAGUGUGGUGAUGGGGUGGUUUGUUGUGCCGGUGGUGAGGAGGAGGUGGGAGAGGAUGUGUAGAGAAGAUAGUAGCCACAGCUCAUGA
Molecule: messenger RNA, 990 nt
Organism: Aspergillus nomiae NRRL 13137
Lineage: Eukaryota; Fungi; Ascomycota; Eurotiomycetes; Eurotiales; Aspergillaceae
Product: putative short chain dehydrogenase/reductase family oxidoreductase
Exons: 5
Coding region: 1-990 (329 amino acids)
Biological process (GO): sphingolipid biosynthetic process
Cellular component (GO): endoplasmic reticulum membrane
Molecular function (GO): 3-dehydrosphinganine reductase activity
Source: RefSeq, a predicted model, not a curated record